CUCUGUGCUGUGGUAACCAUGGAAACCAGACUGGAAGGAGUCAAAGAGGUUGGUUAUAGUUAGGAAGCUAGUUAAUUGUUUACACAAAGCUUUUUCAAUGACUUUGCUGGUGAAUGGGAGGUCAAAGGUCGGCCUGUAAUUCUGCAGUAGUGAUUUGUCCAGAUUGUUCUUUUUUAUCAGUGGUUUGAUUACUGCUGUUUUCAAAGCCUGGGGGAAAACGCCUGAUGAGAGCGAAGAGUUUAAUAUCUGGAUCAGAUCAGCAGCAAUAACAGGCAGAACUUUCUUAAAGAAAUGUGAGGAUAAAACAUCCAGACAGCAAGAACUGGAGCUUAUUGACUUAUAACUUCCUGUAGGGUUUUAUAAUAAGUAGUUGGAAUUGGGUCAUUUUUCCUGUAUUUGUUUUGUUUGGGCACAGCAUUGGUACUGACUUUAUAGUGGAUGUGCACUAUAAAAGUAAAAGUAAAUGAAAGUAAUAAAAUGACAAAUGAUUUAAUAAUGAGUGUAGAAUCUGUCUCAUGUUUCCUGUAACACAAUAUGAAGAUCAUUGAGAAAAAUGAAAUAGUUCCUGGCAGGAGAAUCACAAUGAACCAGAAAUCUUUGUGGGUGUGUGUGGGUGUGUGUGUGUUUGGUGUUUAUCAUGUCUACAGAUUAUUUCAUGUAUGAAGGAAUUAUUUUUUUCUAGGUUGGUGUGGAAAAACUCUUCAGACCUACAAGUCAGAAAGAAGAUCGAGUUUUAAUAAACUGAAUGUUUUAGAAAUCAUCCAGUUUUGACUGAUAAAGUAAGAAUAUGUAAAUCCCUGCAUAAGCUCCUUAGAUACAAUAAAAAAUAAUAAAAAAAACACUUUCUGACGAAAUCUGGAUAUUGAGGUGAUUUUCAGACCAGCUGCUGUUGAAUCUUCAUUUACUGCAGACAGAAAGUUUAUGCCAGAGGAUCAACAGUUUGUCUCACGCAGGGAUCCUGAGGGUGUGUUUACAUCCGCUGAAAAAUGUCUCCUUUUAUCUCCACAAAUCACUUCACCGCUGCCAUUUUACUCUGAUUCUGUCCUCAGGUGUCUUUGCUAACAGAAACAUGUUUGUUACUUUUAGUAUAAUUUGGUUUUAGAUGUUUUCGGAGGCGAAAUUCUAGGAAAACUCCCCGCAAGCGGCGCAAACAGACCGAGAAUCUGGCCGCUUUAAAGGCUCCUGGGACGAAGGAGAAACUUGUCGGACAUCAAACAUGAGCUCAGCGUGGAGGAGAGAGACUUUUCUACCUGCUUCAGUAACGUUGGUCUUGUAAGAUGUUUGUUUUCGGAGUGUUUCGAGGCUCAAUGUCGGCGGAGAAAACACAAAGUGGAGCCGCUUUUCGAGGCGGCAGCAGAGCAGCGGGCUGAGUUGUCUCUUCACGGUUCUCAUGUGUGUUAUAAGUCCCGCCUCCCGCUCUGAGCUCCACAAGUUCCGAGGAACGAAACAGACAUGGCAGAGGAAGCUCCAGCAGCCGCGCCGGCUAAGGCUCCGGCCAAAGCCCCGAAGAAGAAGUCCGCUCCCCGGGCCAAGCAGGACGGACCCAGCCUCCCGAAACUCAUCGUGGCCGCCGUGGCCGAGUCCAAGGAGCGCAAGGGGAUGUCCCUGGCGGCCCUCAAGAAGGUGCUGGCCGGGAAAGGAGUGGACGUGAGCAAGGCCAACAAGCGCAUCAACACCGCCGUCACCAAGCUGGUCACCAAAGGGACCCUGAGCCAGACUAAGGGCACGGGGGCCUCCGGCUCCUUCAAGCUCGCCAAGGAGCCCAAAGACGCUAAACCGGCCAAGAAGGUGGUGAAGAAGAAGGCUCCCGUCAAGGCCAAGAAGCCCGCCGCCAAGAAGAGCGCAGCGGCCAAGAAACCCGCCGCCAAGAAACCCGCAGCAGCGGCGGCAGCAGCAGCCAAGAAGUCCCCGAAGAAGGCUCCGGCCAAGAAAGCGGCCAAGAAGCCCGCCAAGAGCCCCAAGAAGGCCGCGGCCAAGAAACCCAAGGCCGCCGCCGUCAAGAAGCCCAAGGCCGCAGCCAAGAAAAGUCCAGCAAAGAAACCUGCAGCCAAGAAGGCCGCAGCGAAGAAGGCCAAGAAAUAAACA
Xiphophorus couchianus (Monterrey platyfish) is the source of this 2085-nucleotide messenger RNA. RefSeq names its product histone H1-like. The record is from RefSeq and is a predicted model, not a curated record. The transcript has a single exon. Gene Ontology annotation, cellular component: nucleosome. Gene Ontology annotation, biological process: nucleosome assembly. The coding region runs from base 1453 to 2082 and encodes 209 amino acids. NCBI's taxonomy places the organism in Eukaryota, Metazoa, Chordata, Actinopteri, Cyprinodontiformes, Poeciliidae. Gene Ontology annotation, molecular function: DNA binding; structural constituent of chromatin.